AUGACCAUGAUGAAGGCGCCCACGUCCACCUCCUACCUCAUCCUGGCUCCCGUCGCGAUCCUGCUCCUCCUCUUCCUGCUCUCCUCACUCAACCGCACCGGCGCCGGCGGCGGCUCCGACGGCCUCGGCGUCCUCUGCGCCCGCCGCGCCGGGACACGCCACCCCACCGCCGAGGCGGCGGAGCCCGAGCUGAGCCUGCUGGUCGGCAUCCUGACGAUGCCGAAGCGGCGGGAGCGGCGCGACAUCGUGCGGCUGGCGUACGCGCUGCAGCCGCCGGCGGCGGGCGCGCGGGUGGACGUGCGCUUCGUCUUCUGCAACGUGACGGACCCGGUGGAGGCGGCGCUGGUGGCGCUGGAGAUCAUGCACCACUGCGACAUCAUCGUCCUCGACUGCGCCGAGAACAUGAACGACGGCAAGACGUACGCCUACUUCUCGUCCGUGCCGCGGCUGUUCGCGGCCGCGCCCUACGACUACGUGAUGAAGACCGACGACGACACGUACCUGCGGGUGGCGGCGCUGGUGGGGGAGCUCCGGCCCCGGCCGCGCGACGACGUGUACCUCGGCUACGGCUACAACAUGAGCGGGGACCCGAAGCUGUUCAUGCACGGCAUGGGGUACGUGCUGUCCUGGGACCUGGCGAGCUGGGUUUCGACGGCGGAGGAGAUCCUGGCGCGGAACGACACGCUGGGGCCCGAAGACCUGAUGCUCGGCAAAUGGCUCAACCUCGCCGGCAAGGGCCGGAACAGGUACGACCUCAAGCCGCGGAUGUACGACCUCAGCUGGGACAUGGACAACCUGCGGCCGGACAGCGUCGCCGUGCACAUGCUCAAGGACAACCGCCGGUGGGCGACCACGCUCCGGUACUUCAACGUCACCGCCGGGAUCAAGCCGUCCAAGCUGUACCACCUGCCGUGA
Molecule: messenger RNA, 915 nt
Organism: Triticum turgidum subsp. durum (durum wheat)
Lineage: Eukaryota; Viridiplantae; Streptophyta; Magnoliopsida; Poales; Poaceae
Source: the annotation of a GenBank genome assembly